Purpureocillium lilacinum is the source of this 1326-nucleotide messenger RNA. RefSeq lists its product as uncharacterized. The record is from RefSeq and is a predicted model, not a curated record. Lineage: Eukaryota; Fungi; Ascomycota; Sordariomycetes; Hypocreales; Ophiocordycipitaceae.
AUGUCCGCCCCCUCCGCCGAGCCGUCUUCCCUCCCUCCUCCACCGACUCACUAUCCGCCUUGUCCGCAUCAGAAAGACAGCGAGAGAGAUCUUUACGCACGACUUCGUCAAGUAUAUCAAGAGCACAGCCCCACCUGGGACGACGAGUCUCGCUCAGCCUGGUUCACAUCCGUCAUUGACAAAGCUACGCUUGGCGACACAACUACCAGAAAGGUCUCUGCACAUAACAUUGCGCGCUGCGUCACUGCCGAGACGGUCACUUGGGCACAUUUCUGCGCGUUGAGCACCAUCUUCGAGAAUCGGUUCCAGAACAGCAAGAAGUUCGUCAAACUUGUUCUUGCAAGGUAUCCCAGCGCGGACCUCGACGGCCUCUCGUUCAAAGAGAGCUACAAACUACCCAACGCGGAAAGCACGCUCGUCAAGGACACAGACGGCGAAGCGUCGUCGUCCGAUUCACAGGACGACAAGUCAGACCAACUACUUCAAUCUCGCCCACCUUCUUCUCCAUCUCCCCACACACCUCCAACAAUGCCCGUCCAGACUCGUUCUGCGUCGGCCAAGCCGCUUUCGUCUGUGGCUCCCCCACCUGCUCAGGUCACUGGACCCAAGGAGAACAUGCCUGCGCCGCCUGAGGAUUCCCCCGGCGCCAGAAGAAUCAAGCGAGAGCCCUCUGAGGAGGAGCAGCAGCUGCAGCAGCCUGCUGCCAUUGACACCACCACUGCCGCGCCUGCCCAAGAGCCCAAGAAGCGCAAGCGUCUGCCCGGUUCCGCACCAAAGCGCCCUGCCGUCGCCGAAGAAGAGACUGCCCCGGCCCCAAAGCGCCAGAAGAAGACGGCCAAAUCCACCAAGUCUGCUGCUUCCACCUCCAAAGCCGACAAGAAAACAGACGAAAAGGGCGCCAAGAAGACCGAAGGAAAGGGCAAGGCAAAGCCCGCCGCCAACAGCAUCGACAACAACCAGACUGUCGCAACCCCUUGCGCCGCCUCCACCAUGCCUGCCAACGCCGCAGAUGAGCCCACCGGCCCCAAGAAGCGCGGCCGCAAGCCCGGCACCACCAAUAAGCCUCGCGCCGACAUCGCCGCCCUCGUGGCCCGCGUCGACGCCCUCGAGGCUCAGAUGAAGGAGCUCCAGGCGAAGAACGAGAAGCUCGAGGCCUUCAAGGCAAAUAUGCGCGCGUACCGCCGCAAGCAGUCGGAGCAGAUCUUGCGUCUGCGCCGGUGGGUGACCGCCGCGCAGGGGCAGGGCGUGCCCGUGCCGGCGGAGGUGUGGGACGCGCUCCUGCGGGCCCGCGCGGAGAGCAAGAAGGCCGUCAAGGCCGAGAAGUGA